CUGCGCUUAGGGUGACCGAUAGCGCCUGCGCACCACCAGCCGCUUUCCUCUCCCUCUCCUUAGUAACGGUACCUUCCCCAUCCGCCUGCUGCGGCAGCCACCCCUUUCAGCCUCCUUUCCGAUUCAGUGUCGCCGCCGCCGCCGCCGCCAGCAUGCAGGGGGAGGACGCCCGGUACCUCAAGAGGAAGGUAAAAGGAGGAAAUAUUGAUGUACACCCAUCAGAAAAGGCACUUAUUGUUCACUAUGAAGUAGAAGCUACAAUCCUUGGGGAGAUGGGAGAUCCUAUGCUGGGAGAGCGCAAGGAGUGUCAAAAAAUCAUUCGACUGAAGAGCCUCAAUGCAAAUACAGACAUUUCUUCCCUGGCUCGGAAGGUGGUGGAGGAAUGCAAACUUAUUCACCCCUCCAAACUAGCAGAGGUAGAACAGUUGCUAUAUUACCUGCAGAACCGCAGAGAUACCUCAUCAGCAAAAGAAAAGAAAGAAAAAUCCAGUAAGCCAAAAGAUCCACCACCUUUUGAAGGCAUGGAGAUUGAUGAAGUAGCCAAUAUCAAUGAUAUGGAUGAAUACAUUGAAUUACUUUAUGAAGAUAUCCCUGAUAAGGUGCGGGGCUCAGCACUCAUUCUGCAGCUGGCCAGAAAUCCUGAUAAUCUGGAAGAACUUCUGCUUAAUGAAACUGCACUGGGAGCUUUGGCCAGAGUUCUACGAGAGGAUUGGAAACAAAGUGUAGAACUUGCUACUAAUAUAAUUUAUAUUUUCUUCUGCUUCUCUAGUUUUUCUCAGUUUCAUGGACUCAUCACACACUACAAAAUUGGAGCUCUCUGCAUGAACAUAAUUGAUCAUGAAUUGAAGAGGCAUGAGCUGUGGCAGGAAGAACUUGCCAAGAAGAAGAAAGCUGUUGAUGAAGAUCCUGAUAAUCAAACCCUGAAAAAGGAAUACGAGAAAACCUUUAAAAAGUAUCAAGGACUUGUUGUCAAGCAAGAGCAGCUUCUUCGAGUUGCCCUUUAUUUGCUGCUGAAUCUUGCGGAGGACACUCGUACUGAGCUGAAGAUGAGAAACAAAAACAUUGUCCACAUGCUGGUGAAAGCUCUGGACAGAGAAAACUUUGAACUGCUGAUACUGGUUGUGUCAUUUCUGAAGAAACUCAGCAUCUUUAUGGAAAACAAAAAUGAUAUGGUUGAAAUGGAUAUUGUUGACAAACUUGUGAAAAUGGUACCAUGUGAACAUGAAGACCUGCUGAACAUCACUCUUCGACUUUUACUGAACCUUUCCUUUGACACAGGCUUGAGAAAUAAGAUGGUACAGGUUGGGCUUCUUCCAAAACUCACUGCAUUGCUGGGAAAUGAAAAUUAUAAACAAGUGGCCAUGUGUAUUCUCUACCAUAUAAGCAUGGAUGAUCGGUUUAAAUCUAUGUUUGCAUACACAGACUGUAUACCUCAGUUAAUGAAGAUGCUAUUUGAGUGUCCUGAUGAACGUGUUGACCUGGAGCUCAUUUCCUUUUGCAUUAAUCUGGCUGCUAACAAGAGGAAUGUGCAACUCAUUUGUGAAGGAAAUGGACUGAAGAUGCUGAUGAAGAGAGCACUGAAAUUCAAAGACCCAUUAUUGAUGAAGAUGAUUAGGAACAUUUCUCAACACGAUGGGCCAACCAAAACUUUGUUUAUUGAUUAUGUUGGUGAUCUAGCUGCCCAGGUAUCUAAUGAUGAAGAAGAGGAAUUUGUGAUAGAGUGCUUAGGAACACUGGCUAAUUUGACCUUGCCUGAUUUGGAUUGGGAACUUGUGCUGAAAGAAUACAAAAUGGUACCAUACCUCAAAGAAAGAUUAAAGCCAGGUUCUGCAGAAGAUGAUCUUGUUUUGGAAGUGGUGAUAAUGAUUGGCACAGUAUCCAUGGAUGACUCUUGUGCAGCACUGUUAGCUAAAUCUGGGAUUAUUCCAGCACUCAUUGAGCUACUAAAUGCUCAGCAGGAAGAUGACGAGUUUGUGUGCCAAAUCAUCUAUGUGUUUUACCAGAUGGUCUUCCAUCAAGCCACUAGAGAUGUCAUCAUCAAGGAGACUCAGGCUCCAGCAUAUCUUAUCGACCUGAUGCAUGAUAAAAACGCUGAGAUCCGUAAAGUCUGUGACAAUACACUGGAUAUAAUAGCAAUGUUUAAAAGCAUUGGAGAUGAGAUGGAACCUUGGACAUCCCGUAAGCCAUUGGCUGCAUGGUAGAGCAGCACUUUCCCAGCACCACCUGAGAUCUGAUGUGCAGGAAAGGCAGAACCAGCUAAGUACAGAAUGCUGUCCUAGAAAGAUGACACAGGAGGACACCAAUAAUGAAGACAGCUCCAGGAGAAUUAAUAGGGUCAAGCUCCCCCUAUCCAUCUCCUGGCAUUGCACAUCCAUGAGAGUAAUCAAAGCCAUUUCAGUCCCAUAACCAGGUUGGAACUGGAAAGAAUCCAGAAUGUUUCAUUAAGGAGGACUGUAUGUCGGAUAAAAGAAGUGGAAAUAACCCUUAUUAGGUACCAGAUAUGGUUUUACACUGUAAUGUAAAAACUCCACAGUAUUUGUUCACAAUAUAUUUGCGAGUCCAACUUGUCUCUCCAUUUCAUCUGUGCUUGGUUAUACCAAGGCAGAUGAUAAUAGAUCAGUCUAUAGUGAUGGACAAAUUGUGGUUGGAAGCUAUGUGAUGACACCAUUUAGAUAAAGAACCCAAAAAAAUAAAUUUCAGACUAACAGUUUUGUUGAAUACAUGUAAUCCUAAUGGUUUUAGGCAGAUCUUGUCACAGCAGCUGUGAACUUAGUUAAUGAGCAAAGAUGUGAAUGGCUGUAUCGCUUUACAAGUUAAAUGUUGAGUAUCUAACUUACUCCAUAGCAGCUUUAACAAUUUGAACAAUUGUACUGAAUGAAUAAUUACUGUGGAUGAAAACAGAGCUUCAUGUUGUGUUGAAUCAACAAGACCUGCUAGAGUCAACUUGUAUUAAAAGCAAACAAAGCAAAGCAAAUGGCCGUUUGGAGAGAAAAUUCAGAAAGCCAUCCCCCCCCCCCCGGUUCUCUGACUCCCACCUUUCCAGGACAUUCUUACAGUUUUCUUUCAGAGGCAAAAAGAAAGUUGUGUUCUUAUAACACAUAUAUUUCAAGCUACUAGGGCAGAGCAUCAGGGUCACACACAUAUUUAUCUAUUAAGAAGGUCGAGCCCCAGCAGUUCUCUCACAUCAUUUUAUGGCAUUUCCUUCUAACAUCCUGUCAGCAUAUUUCAAUGCCACUCUCCUCAUCACCCCCUUCGUACUUGCAAAGUCUUGACCAAAGUUGGGACCUACAAAUCUUUAUUCCACAAUUCCCCCCUUUUGAGCUUUUCUAGCUCAACCUCAUCUCAAACUUCAAUUUGCAUUAAAUUAUUGAUUUCAUUCUCCUCAUAUUCUUUCAUUUCUAUAAUCUCAUACAUGUUAAGCACUUCCUGUUUUUGUUCCAAGUUCAAAGGCUUUUGCAUUUGUUUCAUGGUAAAACUUAAGCAGCAUUGCACAAGCAUUAUGAUAGUAUAAAUUCCAAAUAAUAUAGCAAGCAAUAUCAAUAAGCCAUGUAUUAUUGUAGAGCCAAGUGAUCCAAAAAUGGAACUGAACCAAGACUAUAAAUCCCAUUUGUCUAUGUCACAGAACUUAGCAGCUUUGCUUAUUAUGUGUUCAGCCUGUUGAAACACUUCAAUGGUUUUCUCUGGGUUAUGCAUGCAGCAUUCAGUACCUUGGGUGCCUGUUGCCAUGGAGCUGCAGUAACUAGGAACCAGGCCUGGUCCCCUCAGGCUGUCCAGGCCUGAACAGGAGCAGCCAGACUAGUCCGGAGAAUAGAAGCCACUCGGCGACAGGCCACACCCACUUCGGGAAGUAGGAUCUAGGCAGAAGGCUUCUUCUUUUCUCAGAAGUGAUACCUUGUCUGCCGAACAGGUUCAGCUGCAUCUUGAAAUGGCAAAUCCUCUUCACUAGUGAGCGCUUGGCUUACCACUGGGAUUGCUUUGAGGGCAUUAUUAUGGCCCUUUGCUGAAGGUUCCUUCUCUAAUCGGCUCCCCUGCUGACCAGCACUAGGCUCACUACCAGACUGUGAAGGCUUUUAGUAUCCCUCCAAAAAGGGGGACAGAAGCAGGAAGAAAGCUGUCAAAACAAGGAAGAAUGGAACAGACCAAAAUCAGGAACAAAGUCAAAAGUCGUCUUCUUCAGGACCAAGGUGUCGGGGGGAGGGAGCUGACUGGUGCUGCUACUGGAGUCAUCAGGUUGGUAGUGAAGUCUUCUUGCAGUGUGAUGUGUGAAUCCAUGCCUGGAGUCCUUGGCACUUUACAGCAGUGUUGUUGGUCAGCAGUACCUGGAAGGGGCCUUUCCAGUGAGAUUCCAGUGAAGACUUCCU
Rhineura floridana is the source of this 4361-nucleotide messenger RNA. It is a transcript of the gene KIFAP3, whose product is annotated as kinesin associated protein 3. Gene Ontology annotation, cellular component: ciliary transition zone; axoneme; kinesin II complex. Lineage: Eukaryota; Metazoa; Chordata; Lepidosauria; Squamata; Rhineuridae. Bases 153 to 2201 code for a protein of 682 amino acids. The transcript has 18 exons. Gene Ontology annotation, molecular function: kinesin binding. Gene Ontology annotation, biological process: cilium organization; microtubule-based movement. The record is from RefSeq and is a predicted model, not a curated record.